CGUGAGGGGACCGGCCGAGAUGGAGGCGCUCUUCGGGGCGCUGCCGCGGCGCUUCGCCCGGCUGCCCAUGUUCCCCUUCUUCGACCUCGCCCACUACGCGGCCUCGGUGAUGUCGCUGAAGGAGCAGCGAGGAGCAGUGGAAAUAUCAUGCCACAGCCCAAUCGCAUGCUGGUUCAGUGCUAUGCUUUACUGCUUUGGUGGGUCGAUUUUGUCGUCUUUGAUGCUUGGGGAGCCUCCAGUUGCCUUCCUUGCCAAUACUACAAAUAUACUCCUUGCCUCAUCAGUCUGGUAUCUUAUAUUUUAUUGUCCGCACAAUCUUUUCUAUCGUUACGUGUCUUGCCUGCCUAUUAGAUUGUUGGUUUCAGGGAUGAAGGAAGUGACUAGGACGUGGAAAAUAACGGGUGGAGUCACUCAUGCACACAGCCACUACAAAAAUGCGUGGAUAGUCAUGAUAGCAGUCGGUUGGGCCAGAGGAGCCGGUGGUGGCCUAAUAUCUAACUUUGAACAGUUGGUGAGAGGUGUGUGGAGGCCGGAGACUAAUGAACUGCUGAAGAUGUCCUACCCUGUGAAAAUAAGCUUGGUAGGGGCAGUGCUCUUCACAAUGCAGCACACCUUAUACCUUCCAGUAGAAGUUCACAACCUCAUGUUUUUCUACACCGUCUUCUUGGUAGUUACAAAGAUAACCAUGACGUUGACGGAAUGUAGGACUUCCCCAUUUGCUGUGCUUGAGAACGCAUUGGGCGCUUUCCUCUUUGGUUUCCAGCCAGCCUGCUUGAAAGCAAAGGGCAAGGCCAAAGUGUCUUAUAACGGCAGCACCUCAGUAGUCAGCGAAUGCACCUCCGGUGGUGAGACGGGGGAUAGUGUUAAGAAAAGACACGCGAAGAAAACCGAAUAAAAAGCGUGGGGAGCGGGUGGCCCAAAAUAGCUUGUGGCCAUACAUGCAUUUUAAUGUUUCUCCCACCCAAUGAUGUGUAAUGACAAUUGUGUGCGAGGAAACUCAAGCAGCAAAAGGCACGCUCCAAUUAUCUCCAGAGAUCAGUCUGGAGGGAAGUUUCCUGCCUAAGCCCCAUUUCAGUGGGGCUCCCGACAGACAACAUUGUCCGUGGACUUCCUGUCUGCUACUGCUGUGUGGGUCCAUGGCGCCUCCGAUUUUGUGUGUGUGCGUGUGUGAAAUAGAGUUCAUAUUUGGACACUAGACAUCAUGCUAGAUUAUUUUUUCUAAUGUAAAUGAUAAAACAUGAGACUAUAUUUAAUCUUAACUUGUAUGAGAAAUUUUAUUGUGGUUCAGUUUUCUAGUUAAGAGAACAAACCCCUUGCUUUAAAAAAAACUUUAUAUAAAUUAUUUUUUUCCAGUAGCAGUAAAAUGUGACAGCUAAACUUGACUCUUUUUGUUGAUGAUAACUUAUUUUGGGUACGGUCCAGCCAGUGUUAAGAACUUGCAAAUCCAGUGUGGGAGAGAGAAGUUUAUACUGAGCUCUCCUGUUGAAACGAUGUGGGACUGGCGAGCACUUGAUCUUGGCCGGAUUCUACCCUAGAGUUUAAUAUCAGAGGGUUUCCGUCCCAAUAUGUAAUAUGCAAAAUGUUGUUUUAAUCUCGUUGAACAAUGUGAAGCAUUUUUGUGAAAAAGUAAUACGUUCAGCAAUGGAAAAAAAUGAUAAUUCACUUGUACUAUCUAACUUCAGAAGCUAGCUCAGUCUUCAGUCACUUCCUCUGAACACUCAGAUUUUUCUUAACUCUUGUUGUUCUUGUACUGGAAGUACAAAUUUUUUCCAUGCUUGGCUUGAAUCACAAGAAAUCUUGUCAUUUUCCACAAAUCUUUCCUAAGUUUUAAAACUUCGUACACUCAGAGGAUCCAAUGGAGUGUUUACUUGGACAGUAAUCUUUUUCCUUGUGGGAUUUGAGUUUCUUGCCUUCCCCCUUCCUCUGCAGCCCCAAAUACUCCUCAAAAUUAUGUUCUUGCAGCCCCCUCCCCCGGAGGAGCAUUUCGGGAGCCAGUUUGAGCUGCAGCAAGGAAGGGGAUGUAGGCAACUUAGGCUCUACGGCCUUAAACUGCCGUCUGUAGAAAUGCUCUGAUAAGCCGACGGUAAACAUAAGUGUCACCCUUUGUUGCUGGCUUUUAAGAGGGCGAUGAAACUUGAAGCAAAAGUUCAUAUUGAAUGAAGUCCUACUUUUAAUCUGACAGGACUUCCUCUGGGAGGAACAUGGGCCUUUCUCCAAAUACAAUUCAGAUUAUUCUUAGCAAAAUAGAAAUUGCGUUCAGAGCAUCAGUUCUCUGAUGCUAGUCAGAGGUAGGCUAGGCCUGGACAGCUUGUGACCUACCGUUAGCCACAUAGAGUGGAACCCCAGCGGGCUGACAAAUCUUCCCCCCCCCCCCGUCUGCAUGGAACUACGAGAACAGGAAUGUUGCUGGCCCACAAUACACGGUCAGUGCUCUGCCAUUGGCUUGUUGGGUCACAUUGUGCAGUGCUGAUGCCGGAGGAAUAUUUUUAUCCCUUUCUCUUGCUAACAGCCUGUCUGCACGGAGGAGAUACAUCCAAACUUCUUUGGCAUUUGGAGUGGAACACUAACGUCAACAUGGUAUGGAGAAGGGAGUUGUUUUGACUCUGAGUGGAGGUGACUUCCAAGUCACGGUGGUGCUUAAGAACACAGCCCAAUUUUUUUUUUAAAAAAUCUAACUUUUGUGAGCAUAGCCUGUGAAUGUUCAAAGAGCAUACCGAGCCAAGCUCAGACUCUUUUCAUAUAUUAUUUUGCUCCCUGCGGAACAAUAUCCUUUUGAUAAGUAAUGAAAAUAUGUCAUCCAGGUCACACACCUUGGUGUGAACAGGUGUGCAGUGUUCAGAAUGCCAAGUCCAGAAUGUCCGCAUUUUGCCUUACAACUUUUUUGGGCUCAGGAUACCACCUUGGGGUGGGGGGGUCAGUAUCCCAAAAGGAUUUUACUCAGAAACUUCAAGAUAGUAUUAUUUGAAUUUAGUUAGCAGGCAGCUGAAAAACACUGAGACAAACACCAGCAAAUGUUGUACUUCCAGUGCUUAUGCCAGAAAACUCAGCGAUAUCUUAGGGCUGACCGUGUGUCUUUUGAUGCUUUGGGGUACUAGAUUUUUGUACUGUGUUUGGUGCUGUUGUUAAACCACCUCCGUGGUGACUGCGCUGUUGUCAUUUUAGCACCAACUGAAGUGGAAAUGUAUUUUAAAAUAUUGUAAAAAUGCAUUUAUAGUUGGGCCAAAAAGGUCUCUUUUGUAUUUGCAUUUACUGUGCAUUUUACACACCUGCUAUUAAAAAAACCCUGAAACUC
Eublepharis macularius is the source of this 3292-nucleotide messenger RNA. RefSeq names its product transmembrane protein 38B (gene TMEM38B). The transcript is spliced from 6 exons. Gene Ontology annotation, biological process: potassium ion transmembrane transport. Bases 20 to 895 code for a protein of 291 amino acids. The record is from RefSeq and is a predicted model, not a curated record. NCBI's taxonomy places the organism in Eukaryota, Metazoa, Chordata, Lepidosauria, Squamata, Eublepharidae. Gene Ontology annotation, molecular function: identical protein binding; potassium channel activity. Gene Ontology annotation, cellular component: membrane.